Messenger RNA from Symbiodinium necroappetens, 773 nucleotides. The record is from the annotation of a GenBank genome assembly. Lineage: Eukaryota; Dinophyceae; Suessiales; Symbiodiniaceae.
GCUGGUUGCGGGAGGAGUGCGGCAUGCUUGACGACACGCAGGACAAAGCCGGCAAUUUUGCGGCUGACUUGGCUGAGAUGGCCGGGCACGCGUCUCUGGCGACUUGGCUCCGCGACGAAUGCGGCGCUGCACGUGCCGCGAGCUGUCUGAAACUGGGCCUCCGCGAGGAUGCCGACCUUCACACGAUUCGGCAGGCCUACCUCCGUUUGGCCCGCGAGGUGCAUCCAGAUGGCCGCCCUGGCUGCUGCCAAAGCGUCGAAGAGUUCGCGGCUCUGCACGCUGCCUACCACCACUUGACGAAGCUGGGGGGUCGGGGCGGGCAGACCAACCCACGCCACCAGGAGCGGCUGAUGCUCACAUGGGACGGUGCUGUGAGCCAUGGCAUGGAGGGCGAACGGGAACGGUUUAAGGCACGUUUGCUGACCGUGGUUGGUGAGUUUGGGGACAAAGGCUUCCCGGUGAGUUCGUUAAAGAAGAAGUACGCGCAGGUCUUCGCAGGGGCGGCACUGCCUGCACCGAGCGCCUUUGGCCUCCGGAAGAGUUGCGGCCUCCUUGAGUUGCUGCGGACGGUGGCGAGCGACGUAGUUCACAUCGAGCUGGAUGCAAAUGGUAAGGAGCCGUUGCUGCGUGCCAUUUGCGGCUACAGCCCAGCCAACGGCGCAGAAAAGUGGAUCGCAAAGCUUUCGGCCCGAAGCCGCUUUGUGACGGAUGGCACAAGAACAGUAUACGACGCUUGCACGCUUGAUCUUCGUUUCAAUGACUCGGGCUCCUGA